Molecule: messenger RNA, 1013 nt
Organism: Purpureocillium takamizusanense
Lineage: Eukaryota; Fungi; Ascomycota; Sordariomycetes; Hypocreales; Ophiocordycipitaceae
Gene: COQ7
Product: ubiquinone biosynthesis monooxygenase Coq7
Exons: 2
Coding region: 44-904 (286 amino acids)
Biological process (GO): ubiquinone biosynthetic process
Cellular component (GO): mitochondrial inner membrane
Molecular function (GO): 3-demethoxyubiquinol 3-hydroxylase activity
Source: RefSeq, a predicted model, not a curated record
GGGGAUUCGGCUCCAGCAGUGUCAAUGGGCGUCAUUGGAUGCAAUGCACCACUGGAGCCAUCCAUCCCGAUCCCCGUCUGUGAAGUUGCGAAUCGUUCGAUUUGUGCCCUCGUUCUUGACGGCCCAGGCUUGCACCAGAAGCACCCAAGCCUGUUGUUGUGGCCGCACGCAACGAAUGUCCGCCGCCAUGCUGCCAACACGGUGCGCGGCACGCGGCGCUGUUCGGGUUCUCCCCAGGAUGUCAAUCUGCCUUGCCCAGGCGCGCGCGCUCUCAACAUCCGUACCAUUCGGCGCCGAAGCUGUGUCGCCAUCGACCUCGAAGAAACGCAAGCCGCUCACCCAGGAACAGCGCGAGUUCCUCGCCUCCGCUCUCCGCGUAAAUCAGGCCGGCGAGCUCGCCGCCACCCUCAUCUACACUGCCCAGACGCCUCUCCUGGUCCGCCAACACCCACACCUCCGCCCACUCAUGAAGCACAUGUACGAUCAAGAGGCCGGCCACUUCGACACUUUCAACGAGCUCAUCCGGCGGCACCGCGUUCGGCCCACGGCCCUAUAUCCGCUCUGGUCCGUCCUCGCCACGGGCCUCGGCUGGUCCACCGCCGUCAUGGGCCGCGAGGCCGCCAUGGCCUGCACCGAAGCCGUCGAGACCGAGAUUGGUGGCCACUACAAUAACCAGAUUCGCGUUCUGCUCGAGGUAAUAUCCGGUUGGGAGGCCGAGGGCUACGAGGUUGGGGGAGAGAUCCGUGAGCUCGUGUCAACACUCCGGAGGAUACGUGACGAGGAGCUCGAGCAUCUGGAUCACGCUGUCGAGCACGACGCUAAGAAGGCAGAGCCGCAUUGGCUCCUGACAGGCGUCAUUAGGGCAGGCUGCCGGGGCGCAAUAUGGGUCAGCGAGCGGGUAUGACCAGCACAGGUCCUUCCAAGGGUCUCCAGCGUGUACACUACACUGUGGAAUAUUGUAAAAAUAGAGCACCUAGCCUUCCAUUACAAGCGAAUUUAUGCCGUUUCAUGCG